Molecule: messenger RNA, 5374 nt
Organism: Syngnathoides biaculeatus (alligator pipefish)
Lineage: Eukaryota; Metazoa; Chordata; Actinopteri; Syngnathiformes; Syngnathidae
Product: centrosomal protein of 135 kDa-like
Exons: 25
Coding region: 566-4030 (1154 amino acids)
Source: RefSeq, a predicted model, not a curated record
GCUCCCAUUUGCUAAUCCUGUACUGUGUAGUUAGUGAUCCAUCAACCAGCACGACUGAUGGUGAUGGACCUGAGGAGAUUAAAUUAACACGGAAGCACAUACUGAGGCGAAAAUAUGAAUUCCCCUCAAAUUCACGUGAGUUAUGUCAUGCAAAAUAAAAUAAUAGUAAUAGUGGACUGUACUCCACAUGAACUUGAAUGCAAUGCAGCUAGCAGAAAUGCUUCAAAAUGUAGAUAAUAGACAAAUAUUAUCAAUAAUGGUGAAACUGUAGUUUUUCUGCUUAAUGUUCGACACCGCCCUCCCGGAGUUUGUUUACACGGGCGAGGCUGGUGACCAUAACGCGCGCACCUCUUUUGUUUCCUCACCUCCAUGGUGACGAAUGCUAACCUGAGGUCAUCGGCGCUACUUUCAAACUUUCUCUUCGGGCAUUUGCUAUUUAAACAAUAUUUAUUGAUAUAAAAUUAGCUCCUAUGAUGGCUCGGUUGCCGGGAUAGCGUCCAUUUAUGUGGUGCUAAAAUUGGUCGUAUCUGUCGGACAAAAGUGUUUCCAUCCGCCUAAAGGAGUCAUGGAGAGCAUAUCGGAGAAGAAAUUCGUCAAUUUGAGGAGACGUCUGGACCAGCUGGGCUACAUGUAUCCUCUGGGGAUUGAAAACCUGCCGCUCGUCGAGAAGCUUUUUAGCGAUCUGGUCCACACGACCGAAAGCCUCCGCAAUGCGAAACUCUCAGCAAAGUCAUCAGAGAAAGAGAGCCAAGACUGUGACGUCCUCCUGGAGCCCUACAGGGUAGAUAAUGCCAGGCUGGUCAAGGAGAACAACUGCCUUCACCUUGAACUCCUCAAGGCAAAGGAGGAGAUGGAACACAUCAGCAGGGAAAUUUGCACUUGCCUCGUUUCAGAGCUGAAAGCCCGCAUUAGAAAACUGGACCACGACGUGUUCGACCUGAAGUUCUUGAACAAUCAGUACGCGCACAAGGUCCGCUGCCUGGAGAAAGACGGCAAGGCCAAAUCCGACCGGAUCCUGCAGCUGCAGGAGAAGAACUUGCAAGCGGUGGUGCAGACGCCAGGUGGGAAAAAGCGGAGCAUCGCUUUCCGACGUCAGCGAUUGCAGAUCGACGAGCUGAUCCCUCCUCCCGUGACGUGCGGGUAUCCCGCGGCCCAGCCUGAUGAUCCGUACAUAGCAGAUCUCCUGCAACUGGCUGAUAACAGGAUUCUUGAGCUGCAGGGCGAAAUCACAAAACUGAAAUCAGAGCUGGACAAUUCCCGUGAAUGUACUCAACUUUUAAAUACCCAAGUUGGCGAGAGGGACAAAGAAAUUGAGCGUCUGAACCGCGCGUUUCACGGAGGGCGACCUCGUGACGUCGUCACUUUGGAGGCGCAAAACGUCAGGAACGAGAAACUGAUCGCGCAACUCAACCUUCAGGUCGAGUGCCUCCAAGAGAGCAACAAAACGCUGGAGCAGAAGGUGGAGGGACUGCAGCACAAGUCCUCCAGCGAAGUCGCCGACCUCUCCUUGAAGAACUUUGAACUGUGUCAGGAGCUGACGCACAUCGACGACCUGGCCCAGCGGAUGGAGAUGGACAAGGAGCGAGCCCUGGAAAUGGCCGACGUGGAGUUGCGAGAGAGUAAAGAAGUGAUUCGAAGUCAACAAGGAGUCAUUGAAGAAUUGGAGGCGAAGCUUCAAAAGAUAACAGCAGAACUUUCUGAGCGGGACUUCGACAAAGGCUCCUUUGAAGAGCAGCUGCUGGAGCUCCGGAGGCAAAACGAGAAAUUGGAAGGAACGCUGCAAGUUCUGGAGCUCGAGAAAAGCAGGCUGCAGGAGAAAGUGGAGAAGAUGAUGUCUGCAGACAAAGAGAUGGUGCUGGAGCUGGAGGCCAUGCGGGCCAAACACGGCGUCUGCGGGAGGGAACGCUCGCCGUCGCGGCUCGACGCCUUCGUCAAGAGUCUGGAGGAGGAGCGAGACCGCUACCGCCAGGAAGCCGAACGCUGCCGACGCGUCCGAGGGAGCGGCAGUCCCGUCCGUAGUCCGGUCCGGAGCAGGAGUCCUGGGGGCGAUGUCAUGAGAGGAGGCGUCGCCGAGGCCGACACGCUCGCCGUGGUGAAGGAGCGCGACGAGCUGAAGGCGGCUCUGAAGGAAGCGGAGGAGCGAAGCGAGGAAAUCCAGACCAACGCGAAAGCCCUCAGCGCUGAGCGAGACCACUUCAAAGUCCUGUUUUACCAGGCGCAGGAACAGCAGCAGGACGCCCGGCAAAGCUCGGGCGCAUCUGAUGACGUUUUAAAUCUGAGAGAGGAGCUCAGGCUUGCAGAAAGUAAAAUUCUGCAGGUGAGGGCUGAAAGGGACUUAUUGAUGGAGGAGUUUAAGGGUGGCCAGACGGCCGAUCUCCACGAUGCGCAUGAUCAGGAACGGAGGAUUCUUGACAUGCAGAACGGCAUUCACCAUCUGGAACAGGAGAACUUGGAGCUGCGCUCAGAACUCUUUGCGCUGAAGGACGCCAAGCGGGAGGUGGAGCACAAGUUGGACCUCCAGUCGAGCGCUCUGCUUGAGAGCGCCGAGGAGGCGGCGCAGUACAGGAAAGCUUCUUUGGCACAGAGGCUGCAGCAGGAGCAGACGCAGCAGGAGCUCUCCGACCUCCAACGCAAGCUGUCUAUAAAGACCACCGAGCUGCGCGCCGCUCAAGAACAGAUGGAAAUACAGAACCAGACAACGGCGGUGCUGCGUCAGCAGGCGUCCAAGCACAAGCAGGAGGCCGACGUGCUUCGGGUCUCCUUCUCUGCGCUGGAUAAGGAGAAGGACGCCCUGCUGGAUGAGGUGGAUCAGAAGACGGAGAAGAUGGUCGUCCUUCAGGAGGAACUCGAAAACAAGGCAAAGACCCUUGAGGAUGUGAGGCUCACGGUCGGCACAAUGGACAAAUCUAUGUGUCAACUGCAGGGGGCGCUAAACAGCCGCGAGAGGGAGCUGGCCAGUCUGAGGAAGCAGCUGGACGACGCCGAGACGGAGCUGGCGGGACUGCGGAAAACCAGAGAGAUGGCAGCCAGGGAGAAGAGGAGCCUUCAGGACGACCUGACCACCAUGACCCGGGAGAACCAAGCGGUCCACGCGGAGAUGGAGGAAGCCUUGCGCGAGCGCGACGAGCUGAAACUCCGAGUGCAUUCUUACAUCACCGCAGUGGCCCGGAUUGAGAACCUGUUGAAGACAAAGGAUCAGGAGAACCUGGACCUGCUGUCCCGCUUCCGCACGGCCCUCUCGGACGUGCAGGAGCGCGAGCGCCGGCUGCGGCAGUUCGAGGAGCUCCGGAACUCCGUCCGCCUGGAGCUCCUCUCGUCCGACACGGAACGCCGGCACCUGCUCGAGGCCGUCGGCCACCAGAACCACGAGAUCCAGCAGCACGUGCAAGCCCUGCAGGCGUACGAGGACAAAGUGUCGUCGCAGGCUCGAGCCAUGGCCCGGCUCGAGGAGGAGCUGCGGAGGGCCCGGGAGGAGAACGCGUCGCUCGUCUCCGACUUGACCACCGUCAGGGAGUUGUGCGUCAAGCUGGAGGCGGCCAAGGAUCUGACCGCCCGACACGUCACGUCCAAGAACGUGGAGCUGGAAAGGGCGGAAGCCGAGCUGGAGGACGUCCGCUCCGAAGCGGAGCUGCUGACCAAGCAGCUGGCGGGCGAGCGGGCGACGGUCCGCAACCUGGAGACGCUUCUGUCCGCCAGUCGCCAGAAGGACAUCCAGACCCACCUGACGGCCAGCGAGAAGGAGUCCCAGCUCGAGGCCCUGCGCGACAGGCUCGCCCUGGCCGACGGCAAGAACGCCGAGCGCGCCAGGGACGUGUCCGACCUGCGCGACAAAGUCUCCGAGCUGCAGGCGGAGAUGGACGUCCUCAACCGGCAGCUGACGUCGGAGCGCUUUCACAACAAGCGGACCACGCAGGAGAUGCGCCGGCUCGGCGUGUCCAUCUCGCCGCCGCGCAGCUCGUCGUCGCUCAACGCCACGACGGCCUCGCGCGGCACGUCCAUCAACAGCUCCACGGACAAGUCGGACAAUUAAUUUUUUUUCCCCUUUAUGAACGCGACAAGACGCCGCUUCGAGCACUAGCCACGCCCCUUAAAGGCACACGAUCCAAUGCACGAAUACUAGAGUAUGUACAGUCAUCAAAUUUGAUGAAACUGGCUCGUCUUUAUGAUUUUACAUAAGAGUACUUUAUUUUUCUUUCAUAAAAACAGAACCAGAAAUGUGUUUUGUUUUGGGGUGCUGAAACAGAUUAAUGGCAUUUUUAUUAGUUGGUGUACAUAUGAGUUGAGUGUGAGCAAGUUAAAACUUGUUCGUCCAACUAUCAUUGUAAAUAUUAAGUGUAUCGGUAAUAUUUACUGUACAGUGAGGAAAAUAUUGAUUUCAGUACUUCAAUUUAAGAGUUACUGUUUCCGCUACACACACUCCUAGUUCAUGAAUUUUUGAAUAUAAUUUUGCUGAAUGCUAAUGGAAAAAAUGUACACCAACAUUAUAAAAAGGCCCAAAAAUAUUUUUUUACUAUUGAAAAGCUUAUUUUUGUUCAAACUAAUUAAAUGUUUCUACUUUAGUGCCAUUUUUUUGAGGUAUAAAAAGUAAAUAUUUGUUUUUGUUGUAAUGCUUUCUAUAAAUGAAAUUUCUCUGCCAGCAUUUGCCAAUUUGUAUUUAUUAAACCACAGAAUUAUGCUUGAAUUGUACAGUUUGUAUAUGUAUGUAUCCAUUUUUUUUCUUUGCUGAAUUGACAAUUUUUGCCAAAAUUUUCCACCGUAAAUGAACACGGGUCACGUUGACCCGUGUUCAUGUUUUCACCAUCAACAGAAAGGUAAACGCUUCUGCUCUUGUUUAAUCAAUUAAAAUAUAGAGCGUGAACAUUGAAAAAUAUGAACAUAAACCUCACCUGGCGUAACCUUUAUUGGGGCUGCUCUUUUUCCUUUUUUUUUUUUUUUUUUUUUUUUUUGUCCACCCCUGUUCAUUUCCUCUUGGCAAGAUUUAAAAAAUUCAAAUAAAAUAAAAAUAAAAUUUUAAAUACAGUAGCCUUUCAAUGAAAAGCAUUUAUCUCUGAAUUUUUAAUUUAAAAAAACAUUUUGGAUGACAAUAUUUGUUUAUACGUAUAUAAACAAAGUGUCAUUUUCUUAGUGGGCAGUGUUAGCACUAUGUGGUUCAUAAGUUAUACAAACGGAAUGAAUAAAUCAUAACUUUGCUUUAUACAAUUUGUAAUUGUAUUGCCUCACAACAAAUGCCCUAAAAAGAAGGGUAAAAUGUGAAUAAAAUGCAAAAUAUAAUUUUACAUUUCAAAUAUGUUUUUUUUUUUUUUUGAGUGUUCCUUUUUCUGAGUGUCUUCAGUACGUUUGAAAUGAAACCAAAAGCCGAUGUCAAAAAUUGAAC